Messenger RNA from Fonticula alba, 2831 nucleotides. RefSeq lists its product as hypothetical. Gene Ontology annotation, cellular component: cytoplasm; nucleus. Bases 46 to 2145 code for a protein of 699 amino acids. Gene Ontology annotation, molecular function: mRNA binding. NCBI's taxonomy places the organism in Eukaryota, Rotosphaerida, Fonticulaceae. The record is from RefSeq and is a predicted model, not a curated record. The transcript is spliced from 4 exons. Gene Ontology annotation, biological process: regulation of gene expression.
UCUCUCUCUCUCUCUCCUCCGCCCUUGCCCCGCACCAUCGCCAUCAUGUCCGAUACCGAGUCGUCCGCCAGCGUCGCCAAGCCCGACUUCGCCCAGGACCCGCCGGCCGCCGCCGAGAAGGAGGCCGCCGCCGAGAAGGAGAGCACCACCUCGAAGGACACCACCAAGAAGGACGCCGCCUCCGACAAGGACGCCGCCCCGGGUGCCGACGGUGAGGCCGCCUCCCCGAGCGCCGACUCCGCCUCGAAGAAGCGCACCGCCGAGGACCUGAGCGAUGAUGAGCCCGCCCCCAAUCGCAAGCGCGCCCACACCACCGGCUCCCCCGCCGGCGAGCGCUCCCUCGAGGUGAGCAUCCCCUCCGCGUCGGCUGCGUCCAUCCUCGGCGACGACCACACCAAUCUGCGCGACAUCGAGGCCGAGACCGGUGUCACUAUCACCGUCGGCGACGAGGCUGUCGGAUCGCUCAUCCUCCUGACCAUCACUGGCCCGGAGGCCGGUGUUUCCACCGCGCGUGAGCGUCUUUCCUCCCUGAUUUCCAUCAACAGCCCCACCAGCACUGGCGCGGCCAUCUCCACGGUCACCUCCAGCAGCACUACCACCACCACCGAGAGCGGGAACAUCAGCUCCACCGUGGGCACCGAGCACAUGCAGUUCCAAGCGCCGCUCGGCCACGCGAUCUCCACCAACUCCGACGAGCACAAGCGCAUCAGCGAGGCCUCCGGCGCCAAGAUCUACUGCCUGCCGCCGCAGAACCCCCACGACCCGUCCCAGCGCGAGCUGACCCUCAUCGGCACGCAGGAGGCCCGGGCCGAGGCCCGGCGCCUGAUUCAGGAGGUCCUGGACGCGGAUCAGCGCAUGCUGGAGGAGCACGGCCCGGAGGCCUUCAACCACCACCACGGCGGCCACCACGCGGCCGGUGCCGGUGCCGGGCACCAUGGGCACCAUGGUGCCGGUGCCGGUGGCGACCAUUACGGCGGUAAUGCCGGCCACCACGCCGGCGGCGACCACUACGCCGGGGGCCACCACGGCGGCGACCACUACGGCGCCGGGCACCAUGGUGCUGGCGGGGCCGGCGGCGCCGGCAGCGGGUCCCUCCCCCCGGGCAUCGACAUGACCCGGUCCUCCACCCGGACUCACGGCAUCCUGGCCAAUGAGCCGGUGCCGCCCGGGCACAUCCGCAAGGAGAUGCAGGUCCCGGGCAAUGUGGUUGGCCUGAUCAUCGGUCGUGGUGGUGACACCAUCCGCCGGAUGCAGCACGACUUCCAGUGCCGCAUUCACUUCCCCACCACCAUCGAUGGCAUCCCGCAGCAGGGUGCCCCGCAGCGGGUGCUCCUGCUGCAGGGCGAGGCGCCGGCCGUUGCCCGUGCCGAGGACGCCGUCAACUCCAUCAUCGCCACCGGCAACCCGCACCUGGCCCCGGUGCCGGGGAAUGAGACCGUGCAGUUCCACAUCCCGGCCAACUCGGCCGGCACCGUGAUCGGCCGCAAUGGCGACAUCAUCCGCUGGCUGCAGGCCAGCACCAACACCACGGUCCGCGUGGAGCCGGUCGACGGUCACAACAACCGGAAUGUCAUCAUUUCCGGCACCCCGGACCGGAUCGCCAACUGCCGGGCCAUCAUCAACGCGCGCAUUUCCGGCGACCCCAAUGCCCCGGGCCCCUCGCAUGCGGAGCUCCGCGCCAGCAACAUGGCCCGCCAGGGUGGCAUGAUGGGCGGCGGCAUGAUGGGCGGCGGCAUGAUGGGUGACAUGCGCGGUGGUGCUGGUGGCUACCGCGGUGGCGCCGGUGGCGGCUAUGGCGGCGGCUAUGGGGCCGGUUACGGCGGGGCCCAGGGCCAGGGCCAGCACAUGGCCGGCUACGGGGCCCAGGGCCAGAGCGCCGAGUAUGCGGCCUACAUCCAGCAGUAUUACCCCUUCUACGGGUAUGGCACCGACCCGUCCUCCAUGGCGGCCUACUCCGGCCAGCAGGGCGCCGCGGCGGCCGCGGCCGCUGCCCAGUACCAGUACCCCGGCUACCAGUACAACUCGCAGACCGGUACCUGGACGCCGACUGGUGCCGGUCCCGGGGCUAGCCCGUCGGCCGCGGCCGGCGCCGGGUCCACCCCCACUGGCGGCUCUUCCACCCCCAAGGACGACCGCCGCGACUAAGUGCGCAGUGGGUGUGUGCACUGCGUUCCUUCCCCCGAGGGGGAGCCCCAGGGAGGAGAGCGCAAGGUGAUAUGGCCCAAUCAAGAGAGGGGGACACCGCGCGCAUGGGCGUCUGUCUAUCGGGGUGUUGUCUGCGUGUCGUCCCUCAUGCAUGCGCCCGCACACAUGUGUGUAUGCAUGUGUGGAGGUGUCACCGUGCACACACGCGCAAGCACACAAGGGGUGCUGUGUUUGCGCUGCCGACGUGGCCGCGUCACGUCGCCGAGGCCUUCGCCACACAUCCGUCGUCUGUAUGCCAUGUCGUCCGCCCCGCCCCGCCCCGCCCCCAGGUCCAUCCUCCCUGUCGCCCGUCCUUCGCGUGCCCGCCUCUUCGCCCUGUCUUCUGCCUGUUCUUUCUCCCUUCUCGCAAACGCACGCAUUGCAUCGCAUCGCAUCGCAUCGCAUCGCACGCAUCGCACGCAUCGCACGCAUCGCACGCACCGCACGCACCGCACGCACCGCACGCACCGCACGCAUGCACCAUCUUCCCCCCUUCACCUGAGGAUUGGUCCCGCUCUUCUGCUCCUUGUUGCACUGCCUUGCCUUCGCGCGCCCCUGCUCCCUGUUCCACUCCGCACCCCGUCUCCUUCUGCCCGCCCACGCCCACCCUCCUACCUGUCCUCGCCGCACGCACGCACGCACGCACG